UUGGUCUAGACCCUGAUGGAGGAUUCAGCAGUUGGCAUAAAGCAAGCUGUAGUGUUAAUCAAUGGAAUCGAUGCUGCUAAAUUUCCCCGCCUGCUGUCUCGCAUUCUUCAGAAACUUCACUUGAAGGAUGAACAUUCAUUUAAUGAAGAAGAGAAGGAAAAGCUACAAGCUGCACUCUCUCUGGAAAAACAAGAUCUCCGUUUGGUGCUGGAAACUGUAUCUUUUAUCCUGGAACAGGCAGCCUAUUACAACAUGAAACCCAUUGCUCUUCAACAACAACUGGAAAAUAUUCACCUGAGUCAAGAGAAGGCUGAAGCUUUUGCCCAGGCCUGGACAAGUAUGGGCCAAGAUGUUGUUGAAAAAUUGAGGCAGAAUACGUUUGCUCCUAAAAAGCUUGAAAAAGUUGGGUUCUGUCUUAACCUUGAAAUGGGACAUUCAACACAAGCCAAAGUGAAGUCUCCUCUUGCUGUUCUUGAGCUUGGAGUCAACAGUGACAACUCUGAG
Rhincodon typus (whale shark) is the source of this 504-nucleotide messenger RNA. Its product is annotated as COMM domain-containing protein 10. The annotation marks the transcript as partial. The record is from RefSeq and is a predicted model, not a curated record. The transcript is spliced from 5 exons. NCBI's taxonomy places the organism in Eukaryota, Metazoa, Chordata, Chondrichthyes, Orectolobiformes, Rhincodontidae.